Messenger RNA from Eimeria mitis, 1539 nucleotides. RefSeq lists its product as uncharacterized. The record is from RefSeq and is a predicted model, not a curated record. NCBI's taxonomy places the organism in Eukaryota, Apicomplexa, Conoidasida, Eucoccidiorida, Eimeriidae. Bases 1 to 1539 code for a protein of 512 amino acids. The transcript has a single exon.
AUGCAGCCGGCAAUUGCCUUCGAAAGGCGGGGAAGCGAGGAGAAUGACGAAGCAAUGAAAUCACCACACACAAACUUUGGAGAUGAAGUCAUUGAAGUACUUCCGGAUCUCUCCUCUUCACCAAGCCCUGUCCAGGCGACUAGGACGGCGUCUGUCCCAGCAGAAAAACGGAGCUACUUCAGAGCUCAGUCUCGAAAGCGGUCCCACUCUGUUUUUCUGAAUCUCACCAUACCUCUCCUCGCAGUUUUAUUGUUUUGGUCCAUAUGCACAGCAGCCAGCAGCAAGCGACGAGCUGCAGGGGCCAGAGAACACUCGGCACGGGUGACCCGCCGCAGGCUGUCCGAUCGUGUUGAGGGUAUCGAUGAAGAAGAACACUCCAUCGUGGAGGGAUGCUUGUCGCUGGAGGCAGAGCUAGGGAUUUUUCGUGCAGAAGCAGGUGCACCUUCCUCCGGAGACCGGUCAAGGCGGAUUGCGGAGCUGGUUGCUUUUUUUUCUGACGCUGCAGCAGAGUAUGAGUCGAAACAACAAGUACAACAGGCGCUAGGUGAAGGCCCUUCCUUCGGAGGAUUCCCUGCUGCAACACAGACGGGUACAGUCAGACAUUUAAUAGGAGGCCAAGCGAAUGUCCCGUCUGGAAGCGGCGGACAGGCGCUUCAACCCUCCGUCCAUUUGCUGAACUACUCUGGAGACUAUGCUCCUGGCGUGGCUCCAGGGCUGACACCCGAUGCGUGGGUAUCAGGGUAUGCAGGCACUGUAAACGAGCAGAGCGUGGUAGAGAAACGAGACUCGUCAUGGAUCGCAGGUACCCCGUUGCAGGGGGAAGAACUGUCACUUGCUGUCAGCUUAGCUUCGGCAUAUCGACCGCUUCGUGACGGCAAAGAGCAACCCCAUUGGUUAAGCAAUUUUGCCAGCCAUCCGUUUCUGCGGUUGCCAGUAGUGGAAGCCGGCGUUGUGCCUCAAGACUUCGACCCGUCGGAAAUAUUUGCUUCCACCAAAAAGAGUGCAUCGUCGACCCCCUAUUUACUCGAACUAAGACGCUUAUUUGCUCAGAAAGCACUUAAUCAGAAAGAUGUGGAUGAGGUCGUGGUAAUAGUACGGGAGUUGGCGAACUACUUGUGGCUCAAAGCGAAUGAAAGCAUUAGACAAGUGAGACCCACUUUCGCGAGUGCAGCUUUGGGCUGCAUUUUCUGGGAGUUGGAUUCCUUGGUGUCAGCAGUUGAACUUUUGGGGGAACACCUGAAACUACAUCUGUGGUGGGAUAAGCUUGUAGAAGCCAUUGACACAGAAUACUCCCUGCCAUAUCCAAGUCACUUUGCUCGAAGAACAACUGUAUUCAACACAAAAUUGGCAAACCGCUUGCUAGCGGCCUUGCGAACUUACAAAACGGGGAACCGCCCUCCUCUUGGAGAAGUGCUCGACCUGAAACUAGAGCUUCUUCUCUCUCCGCUGUCGCCUCCGUUAUUUCAGGAUGCCCGGUGGGACCCUUUCAGAGAUGAUCACUUUUCGUUUGUGAGACAUGAAUCUUUGCCUACGAUUUGA